Ruditapes philippinarum (Manila clam) is the source of this 2930-nucleotide messenger RNA. RefSeq lists its product as uncharacterized. Bases 352 to 2718 code for a protein of 788 amino acids. Lineage: Eukaryota; Metazoa; Mollusca; Bivalvia; Venerida; Veneridae. The transcript is spliced from 2 exons. The record is from RefSeq and is a predicted model, not a curated record. Gene Ontology annotation, molecular function: protein binding.
UUUAAAAAGGACUCUAUCGGCCACCAUAGUAAAGGGUAAAAAAAACAACAACAAAAACAGACAAAAAAAAAACAUAAGUGUAUAAGCAUAUGUGAAUAAGCCUCGUCAUACUUCAUAACACUGGUGGAUUAUUUAUGACAAGAACAAUGAUAUGCGUGUAAAAGUAUGAACGAUUUAAUAUUCAACAUCGCCCAGGAAAUGUGUUUCAUUUAUUUCUGUAUGAUAUGUGAUUGAAUUAUCAGGAAUGCAUUGGAACAAUAAAAGUAAUUGCUCGGAAAUGAGACGAGGUCCAUAAAAAUGGAGAAACGAAGUCAGGAAACAGUGUGAAUAAUCAUUUAAAGAAUCAGCAGAAUGGGUCCUUUUUAUUUCAAGAUGGCUGUCAUGUUUAUUUUUAUAUUAUUUACUCUAUCGGUAAUGCAGGCUUCGCAACGCCUCUGUCGAGUUGAAGAAAAACGUACACUUGUUUGUAACCACAUGCCAGAAAAUAUUCCGAAUGGAAUCUUAAAUGUCCGUGUUAAAAACUUAGGCAUGUCACAGAAAACAAUUAAUAGCACUAACUUUAAGUCAGAAAAUUGGAGGUAUAUUGAACGUUUAGAAUUAUCAGGUUGCAAAACCACAUGUGGAUUCGUACAUUUUGCAAACGGCACGUUUGUCAAUUUGGUGACACUCUCCGAGCUACACAUACAUUUACACGAUGUCUACCUGGAUUCCAAUGUAUUUGAUGGACAGCUAACUGUCAACUUACUAGAUGUAAGUGAUUGCCCACGAUUGACUUUUGACAAACUGUUCAAUAGUUUGAACGGGACAAAUAAGCUACCAGCGCUAAAACAUCUAAAAAUGAAGAAAAUAAAUUCGUAUCACUACGGACAAAAUAUAUUAGAUGCACGCGUUGGGAAAGUUUUACAAGCCAAAAACAUUAUCAGUUUGGAUCUUGGUUAUACAGAUAUUGCCUUAUUUGACUUCCACAUAUUUAAGUAUUUAGCAUACAUUGAAGUCAUGAACAUAUCCAGCGCUAACAUCAAUAACUUUGGGACACAUGAGGACAGAACACACGACUUUGCAAAUAUAACAUUGGACCUUAGUCAUGCGACAAUGCCUUUAAAAUCGAUACCACCUUAUGCUGUGUAUUCGGAUGUGACACUGAAUAUUUCAGUAUUUGAACCAUCUUAUUUUUUUGAGUUUGGCGUUUUAAAUAUAAGUUCAAUAAAGCCAACAUUUCCAAUUUCUUUUAAAAAUAUAACGUUAAUUGUCGAUAUACCUCCAAUGAAUUUUCCUGUAAAGCAUAUGAUAUUAAAAGACAUCAACAUUAAGUAUUUUGAUGUUCACUGCGUGUUCACAAAUAACAAUGCAACUGCAUAUAAAGAUGUCAAAGAACUUAACCUCGCAGAAAAUGGACUGCAAUAUGUAGAUCUUUCUUGUGCAUUCAGAGAUCUAAAAGCACUUGACAUGUCUUCCAAUCAGUUAGGUAAAAUGGCCAUUAGUAACAGAUCAGCUUUUGAAGAGAUUUUGCAUUCUCUUUACAAGUUACAAUUUGUAAGUUUAUCAAGAAAUGGCUUACAAAUGGUACCAAAGAACAUGUUCAAAAACAAUUUUGCUUUGAACAAAAUUGAUCUAUCUGGAAACCAAUUGACUCAAAUAACUUUUACAAUGGACAAUUUAGACAAUCUUGAAGUCUUAGAUUUACAUGACAAUAACAUAUAUUAUCUUGACACGGCAUCUCUCGGUCACUUAGAUUCAAUCCCAGUGAAUAAAAAACAGAAAAAGACUUGUGCAACAGUUCUUUUAAGAGAUAAUCCAUUAUCGUGUGCAGUAUGCGAUUACAAAUCUUCAAUAAGUUGGAUUUUGAAUUCGCUGCUUGUUAAUAUCUCAUCCCAAAAUUUAUACUGUACGAAGGAAGAUGGAAAACUGUCGAGAAUAGAUAAAGAUAUUGUACAUGUUAUCGAGAAUAUUUGUAAUCGAGUAGUCAUCAGCAUUGCUACUUGUGUCUCGCCUACAUGUCUUAUAAUUCUUGGCAUAGUAAUAGGACAAGUGUUAUACAAAUAUUAUAAGCGCUUGCGCAUGCGUAAGAAAAGGCAUGAAAUAAUUUGUUCACUACGUAACUCCAAAGAUCACAACAAAUACGCUGCUUUUUUUAUAGCACAAUGUGAAAAGGAAGGUUCGGGUGAACAAUAUGAAAAUAUUAUUGCUAUGUUGAAUGACAACCUGCUACGAAUAAUUGGACCUCGAUGUCACUAUGAUCCUAAAAAGCGUGGUCAACAAUUCCAACAAAACUGCGAAAAUCAACAGAAUUUAGAAAAUCAUUAUGAUCCUACCCAUGGUGCACUUGUUCAUCAUCCACAACAGGAUUUACAAAAUCAUCAUGGUCCUACCCAUGGUGCACUUGUUCAUCAUCCACAACAGGAUUUACAAAUCAUCAUGGUCCUACCCAUGGUGCACUUGUUCAUCAUCCACAACAGGAUUUACAAAAUCAUCAUGGUCCUACCCAUGGUGCACUUGUUCAUCAUCCACAACAGGAUUUACAAAAUCAUCAUGGUCCUACCCAUGGUGCACUUGUUCAUCAUCCACAACAGGAUUUACAAAAUCAUCAUGGUCCUACCCAUGGUGAACUUGUUCAUCAUCCACAACAGGAUUUACAAAAUCAUCAUGGUCCUACCCAUGGUGCACUUGUUCAUCAUCCACAACAGGAUUUACAAAAUCAUCAUGUCCUACCCAUGGUGAACUUGUUCAUCAUCCACAACAGGAUUUACAAAAUCAUCAUGGUCCUACCCAUGGUGCACUUGUUCAUCAUCCACAACAGGAUUUACAAAAUCAUCAUGGUCCUACCCAUGGUGCACUUGUUUAUCAUCCACAACAGGAUUUACAAAAUCAUCAUGGUCCUACCCAUGGUGUACUUGUUCAUCAUCCACAACAGGAUUUACAAAACCAUUCAU